Cryphonectria parasitica EP155 is the source of this 1659-nucleotide messenger RNA. RefSeq names its product MFS general substrate transporter. Gene Ontology annotation, molecular function: polyamine transmembrane transporter activity. The transcript has 4 exons. Gene Ontology annotation, biological process: intracellular polyamine homeostasis; transmembrane transport. The record is from RefSeq and is a predicted model, not a curated record. Lineage: Eukaryota; Fungi; Ascomycota; Sordariomycetes; Diaporthales; Cryphonectriaceae. Bases 1 to 1659 code for a protein of 552 amino acids.
AUGGCGAUAGCGCCGAUCAAACUGGAGGAACAUCACGACCCGGAGGCCGUAGGCCCCGAAGGCCUCAACACCGGCGUCCUCAUCGACCCGGACACUCUGGCCGCUCAGAGCCGCACCCAUUCCCGUGCCUCGUCCACCCGGUCGCGGCCUUUGGUUAUCGUCCCGCGGGCUAAGAGGAGGGGCCUCUUUGCUACCCUCGUGUUGAUUCCCGAGGUGGAGCGGCCGUAUGACUACUCGAGGAAGACGAAAUGGACCAUCACUGCCAUUGUCGCCCUGGUCGCCGCUGGAGGUCCCAUCGGGUCCAACCUCAUGUAUCCUGCUCUUGGCGAUAUUGCCCGGGACUUGAAUACCAGUGAGACCAUGGUCAACUUGACGGUCGCUUUUUACAUGCUCGCCAUGUCCAUCUUUCCCCUGUGGUGGUCAUCCUUUUCCGAGACCCUCGGCCGUCGGACUAUUUAUAUAAUUUCCUUCAGCCUCUUUGUUGUCUUCUCCGUGCUGAGUGCACUAAGUACCAACAUCGGGAUGCUGAUCGCCAUGCGGAUCCUUGGUGGUGGUGCAUCUGCUUCUGUCCAGGCUGUGGGUGCAGGAACCAUUGCCGACCUAUGGGAGGUUUUUGAACGAGGCAAGGCUAUGAAUACUUUCUACCUUGGGCCCCUCCUCGGCCCGCUGCUCGCACCCAUCAUUGGCGGCGCCCUCGCCCAGAGCCUUGGCUGGAGAAGUACAAUGUGGUUCCUCGCCAUCUUUGGCGGCCUCAACUUCCUCAGCCUGCUCUUUCUCCUCCCCGAGACCCUGGCCAAGCGCAAACCUCUCGUCCCUUCUGCUCCAGCCCCUCCUUCGGCCUCUGCUGCAGGAGGCCAAGACGUCAGUCGCACCGCCAGCCUCACGCGCAUGUCUACCCGACAAUCUGUGGCCCUGCGCACCCGCCGCGGCGCCGUUAUCCUGCGAAAGUUCCUCAUCGACCCCCUCAACUGCAUCACCUAUCUGCGCUUCCCGCCCAUCGCCCUGGUGGUUGCCUUCGCGGCCAUCACCUUCGCCUCCCUCUUCAUCCUCAACAUCUCCAUCCAGUCCACCUUUGCCGCCCCUCCCUACAACUUCUCCACCAUCAUCAUCGGCCUGCUGUACAUCCCUUCCUCCCUCGGCUACUUCUUGACCUCCCUCUUUGGCGGCCGCUGGGUCGACUACAUCAUGCGCCGCGAGGCCCAAAAGGCAGGCCGCUACGACGACAAGGGCAAGCUCAUCUACCACCCCGAGGACCGCCUCAAGGAAAACGCCUGGAUCGCCGCCAGCAUGUUCCCCCUGGCUCUGCUCUGGUUCGGCUGGUGUGCCGACUACGGUGUCUUUUGGCUCGCCUGCAUGAUCCCCAAUUUCUUCUUCGGCAUCGGCAGCAUGCUCGUCUUUGGCGCCGUCACCACCAUGCUCACCGAGUUUAUGCCGCGGCGGUCGAGCAGCGGCGUUGCACUCAACAACUUUGUGCGGAAUAUAUUCUCCUGUGUUGGCGUGGUGAUCACGCAGCCGCUUCUCGAGGCUAUGGGGGUCGGGUGGCUUUGUACCAUGGUUGCGCUUUUUUCGCUGAUCAGUGGGAAUCUGUGUAUUUUCCUGCUGGCGAGGUCUGGGGGGCGGUGGCGGAAGCAGAUGGAUGCGGCCAUGGGGGGUGGAUGA